Penicillium canariense is the source of this 1401-nucleotide messenger RNA. RefSeq lists its product as uncharacterized. The record is from RefSeq and is a predicted model, not a curated record. The transcript has a single exon. The coding region runs from base 1 to 1401 and encodes 466 amino acids. NCBI's taxonomy places the organism in Eukaryota, Fungi, Ascomycota, Eurotiomycetes, Eurotiales, Aspergillaceae.
AUGCUCUCGUUUCGGAGGAUAACCCAGCGCGCGAUGAUGGCACCCUCGACUAUGAACGCUGCGCGAGAUUACACAACUACCUGGUCGCAUAUGCCUGGGAUGGCCCGUAAUGGAAGAGACACGCCCGACCUCGACGCACUUGCCAGCCAGUCAUGGUUUUUCAACGAAGCAAAGGAAGAUAUUGAUGCUAUUCGCGAGCGCCUUGACCCGUCGCUGAAUUCAUUCCUGGAUUUAAUCUACGAUCCAGAACCACAGUUCUUCUACUGGGUUAACAGGGUUGUAAUGCGACUCUCCGACGAAGCAUUCCUCCUCGAGGAUAGUGAUCUCGAGGAUGAAGAGCGAUUUGUUGUGAUUUACGACACAGUUUCCGCUCUAGGCUCCCAUUGUCUUGGUGUUCUCUAUGACCAGCAGUACCACCGGGCCUCGUUCCCGUUGACCAUCGAAAACCCAGACAGCGUGGAGCCUGUCGAUGAACACGAGGGUAUGUGGUUUCCCUUGGAGACCAUUCUCACUCACUGGAUUCAAAUGCUCCAUAUGGGUAAAAUUACUACCGAUCCACGGAAUGAGAGAGACGUGCCUGCCGACGAGGCUAAGUCGAGAUCGGCAAUCGGGUUAUGGUUUUGGCAUCCCUACUGUGUUGCCCAGGUCGAUAGCACGGUUGCUGCGAUGGAUCGCUACACAGCUGCCAUCGAAUCUCAUAUACAGUCCCUUCUACCAAUUGCUCGUGAUACGCCAUUGUUCACGGAUGCAGAACUCGAUAUGGCCUCUGUGCCGAAGGAAUGCUUUGUCCGCCCCGUCCUAACCAAAGUCAACACUCCGCGUUUCAAACUGAUCGCGCCCGGGCUGGAGGUUCCGCACGAUAAAGUAGCAUUCGCAGCGCGUCAGAGAUUCAACGAGGAGGGUCGAGGCAAGGACGUACCGUCGUUCCUACUCUUUGCUGCUUCAGAUAGUACUCGUACAGCCUUUUUCAAUGAGGAGAUUCGGCGCUUAUUCUUCGGAGCGAGGAAUAAUGUACCACUAAACGAAGAUGAUUCUGUUCCCACUGGAUUAUAUAGUGAAACUUUCAAUCGAGACGAAUACGAUGCCGAAGAAUCGGGGUUUCGCCUCCUGCUCCCAUUUGCUCUGAGGCCUAAUCUUGCUGAUGAGGAUUGUGCAAGGAGGAGUGAUGGAACGCGAGUAUCCUCCGGAUCCUUCACAGAGCUUUUUCAGCAUGGUGUUUUCUACCCCUUUGGCGGAGAGCACCGAGCGCAACGAUUAGAGAGGCUAAUUGAUCGGUGGACUGAGCUGAUCGAAAGUGGUGUAUGGACAGUGGGUAGAGAGGGCGUGGAAGGGGAAAUCGAUAAAUUCCAGGAUGCCGACAACGGAGCCUGGGAGGAUUAUUGGAUCGCCCCAUACUGGUGA